Messenger RNA from Cyanistes caeruleus (blue tit), 7864 nucleotides. The record is from RefSeq and is a predicted model, not a curated record. NCBI's taxonomy places the organism in Eukaryota, Metazoa, Chordata, Aves, Passeriformes, Paridae.
ACAAACCUUUGGCUGGAGAACUUCAGAGUUCCAGUGAGACCUGCUGAAACGUUGUGUGUGGAAUAGUGUGAAGAAGUAUGUUGUGUAUCACCCAGCAUCUGUUACCUCAAAAAAAGGCUGCUGAGAGAAUGAGCCUCCCAGCCUGGUCAUUCCAGUCAGAGAGAGUGAAAGCUGCUCUUGGUCACUUCAGGUGGUCAUUUGUGGACAUCACACCCACCACUUGCCAGGCUGACCCAAGGUGUUUUGCAUCCACACCUGCCUUGCUGCAGGUUGCUUUGCAGUGUUGUCAGCUUCUCCCACACAUUCCCUAUGUGGCUUCAAAUUCUUCCAGGGAAAGCAGCCUUUAAUAGCAAGAUUCAGCAGCAGCAGCCUGUUGGUAUUGUCACUGAGAAAGUCACAAGUGACCUGCAGUCUCUUGUGCUCCUUCUUGCUGCAUUAAAAGCAUUUUACUUCCAGCUAUCUGCCUCAGACCCUCAGAUAUCCUUGCAGAGGAAUGGCCUUUAUCCAAAGGAGGAUGGAAUUAAAAAGACUAGACAGAGCAGUCCUUGAGGAUGAAAGGCAAAGAGAGAUGUGUCCUUGCUACUAGGAAUAAAUUUUGCUGAUGGCAUCCUUACACUGAGGUUAAUAAUGCUUGUGAGCCAGAGGUGAAAGUGGCUCAGCAGAACACCAUCAGGAAAUCUGGCAGACUGGAAGAGCACAGCUUGCCCCCCUGGGCAGCUGCCACGUGUGAAGCAUGGAGGAAAGUAAAAACGACAAGGUGAACCAGGCUCAUGUUCUCUUCGACAGAUUUGUCCAGGCUUCCACCUGCAAGGGGACUCUCAAGGCUUUCCAGGAGCUCUGUGACUACCUAGAACUAAAGCCCAAGGACUAUCGUUCCUUCUAUCACAAACUCAAGUCUAAGCUCAAUUACUGGAAAGCCAAAGCCUUGUGGGCCAAAUUGGAUAAAAGAGGCAGCCACAAGGACUACAAGAAAGGGAAAGCAUGCGCCAACACGAAGUGUCUGAUAAUUGGGGCUGGACCCUGUGGCCUUCGUACAGCCAUCGACCUGUCGUUCCUGGGAGCCAAGGUGGUGGUGAUAGAGAAGAGGGAUGCCUUCUCCCGCAAUAACGUGCUGCAUUUGUGGCCCUUCACCAUCCACGACCUGAGGGGCCUCGGCGCCAAAAAGUUCUACGGCAAAUUCUGUGCAGGAUCCAUAGACCACAUCAGUAUCCGUCAGCUCCAGCUCAUCCUUUUGAAGGUUGCCUUGAUCUUGGGAAUAGAGAUCCAUGUCAAUGUGGAAUUUCGGGGGCUCGUUUACCCUCCUGAGGACCAGGAAAAUGAAAGAAUAGGUUGGCGUGCAUUGGUCCACCCCAAAACCCAUCCAGUGUCUGAGUAUGAGUUUGAAGUAAUCAUUGGAGGGGAUGGCAGGAGAAACACCUUAGAAGGGUUUCGCCGGAAAGAAUUCCGCGGUAAACUUGCGAUUGCUAUCACGGCAAACUUCAUCAAUCGCAACACCACAGCUGAAGCCAAAGUAGAAGAGAUCAGCGGUGUGGCCUUCAUCUUCAACCAGAAGUUCUUCCAGGAUCUCCGAGACGCCACAGGCAUUGACUUGGAGAACAUUGUCUACUACAAAGAUGAUACACACUACUUUGUCAUGACUGCCAAAAAGCAGAGCUUGCUGGAUAAAGGAGUGAUACGGCAUGACCACGCCGACACAGAGGUCUUGCUCUCCCGGGAGAACGUGGACCAGGAGGCUUUGCUGAACUAUGCCAGGGAAGCAGCAGAUUUCUCCACUAACCAGCAGCUGCCAUCUCUGGAUUUUGCCAUCAACCACUACGGGCAGCCCGACGUGGCCAUGUUUGACUUCACGUGCAUGUACGCGUCCGAGAACGCCGCCCUGGUGCGCGAGCAGAACGGCCACCAGCUCCUCGUGGCGCUGGUCGGGGACAGCCUCCUCGAGCCAUUUUGGCCAAUGGGAACUGGAAUAGCCAGGGGAUUUUUGGCUGCCAUGGACUCUGCUUGGAUGGUACGAAGUUGGUCGCUUGGAGCUAGUCCUUUGGAAGUUCUUGCAGAGAGGGAAAGCAUUUAUAGGCUUCUGCCUCAGACCACCCCAGAGAACGUGAGUAAAAACUUCAGCCAUUACAGCAUUGAUCCUGCCACCCGAUAUCCCAAUAUCAACGUCAACUUCUUGCGGCCACAGCAGGUACGCCACUUGUAUAAUACAGGAGACUUGAAAGACAUUCACCUGGAGAUAGAGAACUUUGUGAACUCCAGGACACCAAAGCUGACUCGAAAUGAGUCUGUAGCUCGCUCUAGUAAAUUGCUCAGCUGGUGCCAGAGGCAGACUGAUGGAUAUGCUGGUGUUAAUGUGACAGAUCUCACAAUGUCAUGGAAAAGUGGCUUAGCUUUGUGUGCCAUUAUCCACAGAUACCGUCCAGACUUAAUAGACUUUGAUUCCUUGGAUGAGAACAAUGUGGAGAAGAAUAAUCAACUGGCCUUCGACAUUGCCGAGAAAGAGUUUGGAAUAUCUCCCAUUAUGACUGGAAAGGAAAUGGCAUCUGUUGGAGAGCCAGAUAAGCUGUCGAUGGUGAUGUACCUCACACAGUUCUAUGAGAUGUUCAAAGACACCAUCCCCUCUAGUGAUAGCCUGGACCUGAAUGCAGAAGAAAAGGCAGCCCUGAUUGCCAGUACCAAAUCUCCCAUCUCCUUCCUCAGCAAACUGGGACAAAGCAUCUCUCGGAAGCGCACUCCCAAGGACAAAAAAGAAAAGGAACUGGAUGGUGCAGGAAAGAGGAGAAAAACCAGCCAAUCUGAGGAUGAGGACCUCCCACGAAGCUACAGAGAAGAAAGGCCCACACUGGUGAGUGCCCUGACAGAGAGGAGAAUUGAUGCUGCCAUUGGGAAUCAGAACAAAGUCAAGUCCAUGGCAACCCAGCUACUGGCCAAGUUUGAAGAGAAUGCUCCGGUGCCGUCCUCAAACUUACGGAGACAGCAACCUGUCCUGCCUUAUCAAGAACGUGUUCACAGCCAGCCAUCCAGCAGACGAGAGCAGGGCCGGCUUGCUCCCAUACCCCAGUGGAAACAGAUGAGGCAUAAGGAACGUUCUCGGACCUGCCCCAAAAAAGUGAUCAUGCUUUCUUCUUCCACUCCAUCUUCCUCUCCACCGUAUCCCAGGCAGCAGAGAUUCAGGGAACCUGGUGCCGGCUAUCCCGGGGAGCAGAACCCCAGACAGGAAAGGAGAUCUCCUCGUUUCUUUUCUCAUGACCAAGUGCCCAUGAAUGUUGAGCAAAGGGCAUGUCAGCUGGCUGCCCUCCUGGAGUCACGCCGUGCACUGAGGCAUCAGCCCGAGACCGAGCCGUCUCGCCGAUUCUUUGUUGACCAGUGGGAGCUCUCCCUUAGCCUCCGCUCCUCCAACCGCCCUUCCUCACCCUCAUCCGACUCUCUCCGCCAGAAGUACAUAAAGAUGUACACAGGCGGAGUGAGCUCAUUGGCUGAGCAGAUAGCCAAUCAGCUUCAAAGGAAAGAGCAACCCAAAACCCUUCUAGACAAGAAGGAACUGGGCUCUCUCAAGAAGGAGUUCCCCCAGAACCUGGGAGGCAGUGACGUGUGCUACUUCUGCCGCAAGCGUGUCUACGUGAUGGAGAGGCUCAGUGCUGAGGGCAAGUUCUUCCACCGCAGCUGCUUCAAGUGCGAGUACUGCACCACCACCCUGCGCCUGUCCUCCUACGCCUACGACAUCGAGGAUGGUAAAUUCUACUGUAAACCUCACUACUGUUACCGAGUCUCUGGUUAUGCUCAGAGGAAGAGGCCAGCAGUGGGUCCUCUGUCAGGAAAGGACACCAAAGGACCUCUGCAGGACACCAUGGCCAGCGAAGGGAACGGACGGGCCAACAGCAUCCCCACCUCAGCAGAGAGGGCCCCAGGUUCCAGUGUGAACGGGCUGGAGGAGCCCAGCCUGGCCAAGCGGCUGCGGGGCACUCCCGAGCGCAUCGAGCUGGAGAAUUACCGGCUGUCCCUGCAGCGCGAGGAGGAGCUGGAGGAGGUCCCCGAGGAGACGCUGGCAGAGCACAACCUCAGCAGCGUGCUGGACAAAGGGACAGAGGAGGAUGUGCCCAGCAGUAGUUCAGAAUCUGAGAUGGAGGAGGAAGAUGAGGAGGAGGAUGAUGAACUACUGCUGCCUCAGCAGCCCCCUUCAGACUUGGGUGGUGUUCCAUGGAAAGAAGCCGUGCGUAUCCAUGCCCUCCUGAAGGGAAAGAGUGAAGAAGAGAUUGAGGCUGAGCAAAAUCAUGAGAUUGAGUACAAAUAUGAUGAUGAAGAGGAAUACGAAGAGGAAGAAGAUGAAGAGUCAAGUGAAGAGGGGGAGUAUAACCCUUGGGAGAGAGAGCUGCAGCAAGGCCUCUGGCUUCAACAUCUCUCAGACGAAGAGGACUCGGGUACACCUAAAGCUGGAAACCUUAGGCUGCAGCAGAUUGUAAAUCCGGUGGAUCCUCUGGAGAUCCUGGCAGAUGUGCACUGGACACACAUCCGUGAGAGAGAGGAGGAGGAAAAAAUGGUCUCAGCCUCAAAGUCCUCCACCUCCAGAGCAUCCGACCUUCCCUCCGUACGCCAUGAGGCGGUACAGGCGUGGCUGGAGACGGUCCCUGGAGCUCCAUGUGAGGAGGAGGAUGUGGAGGAUGAGCUGGGCACAGAGCCUGCAGACACAGAAGGGCAGGCAGGUGAAGAGGGAGACACGGGUGCAGAGCUGGACGAUGACGACAUCGCAUCUGAUGCAGAAGCGGAGUUUCGCUUACGCCAGGGUGGUGUAGAAAGGCCAGAACUAAAAGUCUCUGAGGAUGAAGAAGAUGAAGAAGAAGAAGCAGAAGGUGCUUCUAGCAGUGUGACAGAAGAUCCAUGCAAGCCAUCCAUCCCUAUCCAGCCCUCUAGUGACAGUGUUCUCCCCCUGUCUCCAGCUGCUAGUCCCAAAGCAAAACAAGCAGAGGAUGUAGAAGAUCCCCUGGCUGAAGUACGCCGUGCAAUAAAAUCCCCAGAGCCACGCUUUUUUCCUGAGCCUUUCAUUCUUGAGGAAAGACCAAAGGAUGAAAUUCCCAAAGACAGGAAAGUUCAGAGCCCUUUGGUGCCACCAUCUCCAGUGUUGUCCCAGCCAGUGGCAUCACCAGAAGCCAUUGCACCCUCAUCACUAGCAGAGUCUCAGCCAGGAGCACCAGCACUGCCCUCAUCCCCAGCAUCUGCUCAAAUGCCUAUUUGUUCCCAGCCUUUGCCUUCUGCUGAAACAUCCAUUCCAUCCCCAGUGGAGCCUCCAGUAUGUUUCCAACCCGUCCCAGCCUUAACAUCUACUCCUUUAGCCAAAUUGGCCCUUAGGGGCCAGGAUGGUGAGGUGGAAAAACUGGGGAGCCCUACUACUGCAGAAGAAGCCCUGAAACGGAGCAGCCUCGUGGAAGAGUUCUGGAUGAAGAGCGCUGAAAUCCGGAGGAGCUUAGGGCUCACCCCCGUGGACAGAAACAAACGCUCAGAGAGCAACUUCACUGUGUCUGCUCUGGAGACAACUCCUCAGAAGACUUUCAAUAGCAGGAAUAUUUCAGGGGAUGAAAGGAUCCAUCCUGUGAAACCCCAGCCUGCCCCAAGAAGACAGGGACUAUCCAAGUUAGAAAAUGAGCAGAUUUCUCUGCUCACUCCGAAGUCCCCAUCAGAAAGAGAGCUAAAGAUUUCCACUGAAGCACGGGGAGAUGUAUCCAGCAGCUCUGGGCUUGGCCUUCAGGAGAGCUCAUCUAACAUGAGAACUAUGGCUAGCCAGAGCUUCAACACCUCUGACUCCACCAUGCUGACUCCUCCAUCGAGCCCGCCCCCACCGCCUCCUCAGAACGAGGAGCCGGCCACGCUGCGUAGGAAGAGGUACCAGGCGCUCUGGCAGAACGAGGUUGAAGCCAGAUCACCUCCAACGCCAGCAUCAACACCUCCUGUCCUCCGACACCAGGAGCCGGCCCCUCCUGCCAAGGAGUCCCCCCCGGCCAGGAGAGAAGACGUGCGGAAGUCGUUCGCGGAGAGCGUGGAUGAAAUUCCGUUUGCCGAUGAUGUGGAAGACACGUACGACGACAGGACAGAGGACUCAAGCCUUCACGAGAAGUUCUUUACACCUCCCACCAGUAGGCCAAGACCAGAGAAACCACAUCUUUUGCCCUUGGUCAAAGAAAAUGGUGGUCCACCCUCAAUGGAAGGAGGGCUUCACCAAAAGAAGAGAGUGUUCCCUGACAUUUCUGUGGAGGCCAAGGAGCUUGCUGAAGAAAGAAUGAGAGCCAGAGAGAAAUCUGUCAAAAGCCCAGCUCUACGUGAUGCCAUGGCUAAACACUUGUGUAAGAUGAAAGAUAUGGAGAUGGCUGCUGCUACUGGGGCCACGAGGGCACGAAAGGCAUCUUCUAUGCCCUUGAAGACCAAAGAGUUGUUUUAUGACUCUCCAAAGCAUUUGGCCUUGAAAUUAGCCGAGGGAUCCGCACGAAAACAUAAUUCUGCUACUGAGAAGUACUCCACUCCUCCUGCUGAUAUGGCUGGGCCUGAAGGGUCUGUCAGCUCUUCAGAAGGCUCCAGUGGGAAGAGUAAGAAAAGAAGUUCCCUCUUCUCCCCUCGUAAGAACAAAAAGGAGAAGAAGUCCAAAAAUGAUAGCAGGCUUUCUGACAAAUCUAGUGGUGGGACAGAGGAAGCAACAAAGCCGAGGUCGUUAUGGAAGUCUGUUUUCUCUGGCUAUAAGAAAGACAAGAAGAAAAAGGCUGAUGAGAAAUCCUGCCCAAGUACUCCCUCAAGUAAUGCCACCGUGGAUUCUGGCAAGCACAAACCCUCUCCACUGAUUACAGCUGCAGAAAGAAUUGUUACCACUUCUCUAACUUCCCCUUCCUGUUCCCAACUUUAUGAUAUUCUGGAACGCUCCUCCCAGAAAUCCAAACGAGAGUCGAUCUAUGUACCACACGCCUUGGCAUUCAAGAGAUCAUACUCGUCAAAGAGGGCCUACACAGAGGAGGAGCUGAAUGCCAAGCUGACGCGGCGAGUACAGAAAGCUGCCCGCAGACAAGCCAAGCAAGAGGAGCUAAAGAGGUUACACAGAGCUCAGAUUAUCCAGAGGCAGCUGGAACAAGUGGAAGAGAAGCAGAGGCAACUCGAGGAGAGAGGAGUUGCUGUGGAGAAGGCCCUUCGAGGAGAAGCAGACUAUUGGGGAGAGUCUUAUUACAGUGACCUCAUCGACUUGCAUCUGGGUGUUGAGCCCAAUGCCGGGACACCACGUCGUAGACCUCUCUCCUUCUGCCCUUGCUGUGCCCAUGAAGGCAUGGGUAAGAAGGAUGACCCCAAGCUGAUGCAGGAGUGGUUCAAGCUGGUGCAGGAGAAGAAUGCCUUGGUUCGCUACGAGUCUGAACUGAUGAUAUUUGCUCGAGAGCUAGAACUGGAAGACAGGCAGAGUCGACUGCAGCAGGAACUCCGUGAGAGGAUGGCAGUAGAAGAUCACCUGAAGACAGAUGAGGAGCUCUCGGAGGAGAAGAGGAUCCUGAAUGAAAUGCUUGAAGUAGUGGAGCAGAGAGAUUCCCUUGUGGCUCUCCUUGAGGAGCAGCGACUUCGAGAAAAAGAAGAAGACAAGGACCUGGAGGCAGUCAUGCUUUCCAAAGGUUUCAGCUUGAACUGGUCCUGAGCUUAACACAUUUACCUCUGCUGGUCUGUGUUGUCCAGUUGGCCUACCCUGAGUUUGCCAGAAUUACAUGGAUAGGAAGAUGUUGAAGGGGAAACCUCCGAAGGGUCCAACAGCAUGCAGGGAUUUGGUUUGAAGCACUCAGAAGCCUUUUGAUAAGUGUGUUGGUUCCAGAAGCUUAAGUUUUACAUGUCUGCAAGCCAAGCUGAAGAAAUGAGUUGA